CUCUCUCUCUCUCUCUCUCUCUCAACAAUAGCAUCUAUGCAGUCUCUCCCCAUCUCCAAACCCUAGCCCUAGAAAAAAAACCGUCGAACAAAUGGCAGAUAUCUUCUCCACAUUUCUCGAUCUCCGCUCCGUUAAUUCAUUAUGUUUCCACGCCCUCUACAUCCCCUGUAAGAUCUCUCCGAAGUCGUACGGACCCAAUCGGAUAUCUCCCCUCCUCCGACCGCCGACCCAAAGGAGAUCCUCCGUUCAUCAGAUCCUUGCGAAACCCUCACUUCCAUCCGACCUCCACCUCAUCUCGACCAUCGAGCGUCCUGAUGGCAGCUUCGUGUUCCGGUUUGGAAACCCGACGGAUGAGAAAGCUGGUAUUGAUGAUGUUAAGGUUGAGAUAGGCAGUGGAGUCGCGGCUUCUAAUGUUGCUGAUACUGUCGAGGAAGCGGAGUCGUCUGAUGGAACAGUCAAAAAAGAUUGUCCGAAGGAAAUUGGUGAGGAAUCUGCCGAUGGAAACUUCGAGAUGGAGAUGAUUGCCACCGGAAUUGAUGAAAAUUUGAAAGAAGAGAACCGUCUGGAUUUGGAGAGAAUGCAGAGCACACCUUCUUUGACAGAAUUCAGUAAAAUUCCACAAGAAGAGGAAACUUUGGAUCCUAAGAGUGACCAUGAAGAUGUUCGAAGUAGUGCUGAUAGUAUGUUGGUGGAAGCACUGAAUGAAGAUCAAUUGGAAUUGGUGGAGAAGAUUCGAGAGGAUCCUGCUGAUGAAGCAUCGGUGGAUGGUAAAGGGAAUGUUCUUCUUUCAGAUGGUGAUGGCAGUAAAAUAUUGGAAGCUCUAAAUGAUGACCCAUUGGAAUUAGCAGAGAAGAUUGCAGAUGUUACUGAAGCGUCAGUAGCAUCUUCGACUGCUGCUGAGCGGGGCCCAGUGGAAAGUGUGAAUGAUGACAUUCUAGAAUUAUCAGAGAAGAUACAAGAUGAUUCUAUGCUAUUGGAAGUAUCUGCUUCUGUAGAACCUGAUCUGGUGGAAGCUGUGAGUAUUGAUGAAUUGAAAAUGGCAGAGAAGAUUCAAGGUGAUAUUGGGGUGUUGGAAGUGUCUGCUGCUGCAGAACUUGACUCUGUGGAAACCCUGAAUAAUGAUGUAUUGGAAUUUCCGGAGAAGAUACAGGAUGAUAAUCAGGAUUUGGAAUUGUCUAUUACUGCAGAGCUCAACCUGGUGGAAGCUCAGAGCGAUGGUGUGUUGGUAUUGCUGGACAAGAUGCAUGACAAUAUGGAGACAUCGGAAGUAUCUACUUCUGCAGAGCUCGAUCCUGUAGAAGCCCUGAACAAUGAUGUGUUGGAAUUGCCAGAGAAAAUUCUAGGCAGUACUAUGGUAUUGGAAGUAUCUGCUGCUCCAGAGUUCGACGGGGUGGAAGCUCUGAGUGACAAUUUAGUGGAAUCGCAAGAGAAGCUGCAAGGCCAUACUGAGAUGCUGGAAGUAUCUACUGCUGCAGAAUCCAACCCAGUAGAAGCCCUGAAUAAUGAUGUCUUUGAAUUGCCAGAGAAGAUUCAAGAUAAUACUGGGGCAUUGGAAGCUUCUUCUGCUACAGAGGUCAACCUUGUGAAAGCCCCAAAUGAUGAUAUAUCGGAAACAGUGGAGAAGGUUGAAGAUGGAACUAAAGCUUUGGAAAUGUCUGCUGCAGCAGAUCCUGGCCCUGUUCGGGAUGUAGAAUCAGAUCAUGAAUCUGUUGAAAGCUCAAUAAUGUUAGAGGAGAUGAGUUCAUCUCAUCUUCAGGCAGCACACACUAGAGGGGAUGAAAACAAUGGGAGUGUACAAGUGGCAGAUUCAACACUUACACAGAUUCAAGAUGUGACCAGUGCUUUUGAUCCUAAAGGGGAAACAGAGAUAUCUCUACCGAGUUCUUUCCUUUCUUCAGGGGUCGCUAUAUUACCACAUCCUUCUAAGGCAUUGACAGGUGGGGAGGAUGCUUAUUUUGUGGCAUGUAAGAACUGGUUAGGUGUAGCUGAUGGAGUUGGUCAAUGGUCACUAGAAGGGAUCAAUGCAGGAUUGUAUGCUCAAGAACUGAUGGACAAUUGUGCAAGGUUAGUAGCAGAAUGUCAAGGAGUUCAACGAACUGAACCAGACCAAAUCCUCAUUCAAAGCGCUGCAGAAGCAAGUUCUCCUGGCUCAUCUACAAUACUGGUUGCUUAUUUUGAUGGCCAGGCUCUCCAUGUUGCAAAUAUUGGAGAUUCAGGAUUCAUCAUUAUAAGAAAUAAUGAAGUUUUCAAACGAUCCUCCCCAAUGGUUUAUGAGUUCAAUUUUCCCGUUCAGAUUGAGAAGGGCGGCAACCCCUCGAAAUUCAUUGAGCGCUAUAGGAUCGAUUUAAAUGAAGGUGAUGUAAUUGUCACUGCAACGGAUGGCCUUUUUGACAAUCUAUACAAGGAAGAAAUAGCUUUAAUUGUCUCCAGAUCAGUGCGAGCUGGACUGAGACCAAAGGAAAUAGCAGAGAUGAUGGCAAGGAGGGCGCAUCAGGUAGGGAAGUCACAGUCUGUAAGAAGUCCUUUUGCGGAUGCAGCCAAAGCAGCCGGUUACACCGCAUAUAGUGGCGGCAAGCUGGAUGAUGUGACCGUUGUUGUUUCUCUUGUUCAAACCUCCAAAUGCUAGUUCAAAUCAUCUUCCUCUUGUAUUUUUGUAAUAUUGGCUUCAAUUAUUGUUAUUUGUAUUCCAAACGUCUCCCUCCCUCUCUCCUUCCCUCUCAUCAUUAUCAUCAUCAUUUUCCAAGCAUGGAUGUUCCUCUUAUAUUUAGAAGUAUUUUUUUUAUAUACAUUACAAUUCCUUCGAUAAUUAUGAUUUUACCAAAGAAUGCAUUUAUUUGUUGAAA
Messenger RNA from Magnolia sinica, 2843 nucleotides. RefSeq names its product probable protein phosphatase 2C 62. Bases 92 to 2626 code for a protein of 844 amino acids. NCBI's taxonomy places the organism in Eukaryota, Viridiplantae, Streptophyta, Magnoliopsida, Magnoliales, Magnoliaceae. The transcript has 9 exons. The record is from RefSeq and is a predicted model, not a curated record.